ACACUUUCUUUAGGACCCUGAUAAUUGUCGCAUCAUCAGUAUAUAUAUAGUCGACAGGAGAUCCAAUCCAAGGCUCAAGCGAAGGCUCAGAAAAAAAAAAGCAACGUUCACACGCUGCUAGGAUUAGCCUUCUUUCUUCAAACCUAGAACAUUUUUUCACUGAAAUGGAAUAUGCGAAAUCAACCCUGAAACCUCCAACUUACGGGAACCUUAUUACUAUCCUCAGCAUUGACGGAGGCGGCAUAAGGGGAGUGGUUCCAGGAGUCAUCCUAGCUUUCCUGGAAUCUGAGUUACAGAAGUUGGACGGUGAGGAUGCAAGGAUUGCGGAUUACUUCGACGUCAUAGCAGGAACAAGCACUGGCGCACUUCUGACAGCCAUGCUGACGGCGCCAAAUGAGGAAAACCGUCCCCUGUUUGCCGCCAAAGGCAUCAAAUCCUUUUAUUUUGACAAUGGCCCCAAAAUAUUCCCACAAAAAAGCUGCUUGUUUUCCUCCAUUACACAAUCGGCCAAGCUUGUGUUUGGGCCAAAAUAUGACGGCAAGUAUCUCCACAGCCUUCUGAGGGCAAAGCUUGGAAAUCUUCGGCUACAUCAGACUUUGACCAAUGUUGUUAUUCCAACCUUCGAUAUUAAGCAGCUUCAGCCUAUUAUCUUCUCCAGCUUUGAGGAGAAAAGGAAGACAAGACUCGAUGCUCUACUUUCUGAUAUCUGCAUCGGUAGCUCAGCAGCGCCGACUUACUUGCCCGCGCACUUCUUUCAAACCUCAGACUCCACAGGUGCACUGAGGGACUACAAUCUCAUCGAUGGUGGUAUGGCGGCUAAUAAUCCGACUCUGAUUGCCAUCAGCGAAGUGACACGAGAGAUCACUAGGAAAUCACCUGCUUUCAACUCCAUAAAUGCAUCGGAAUUUGGCCGGUUUCUGGUGAUAUCCGUGGGAACCGGUUCGGCGAAGAUCGAGGAGAAGUAUGAGGCCAAGUCAGUGGCCAAAUGGGGUGUCUUUGGUUGGUUGAUGGGAGCCAAUUCAGUUCCUUUAAUAGAUGCAUUCAUGCAAGGAAGCGCCGACAUGGUUGAUAUUCACCUUUCCGUGGUUUUCAAAGCCCUUAAUUCGGAAAGUAACUAUCUCAGGAUUCAGGACGACACAUUGAGUGGGACAGUGUCGACAGUUGACACUUCUACAAAGGAGAAUCUGAACAAUCUUGUUGGAGUCGGGGAAAAAUUGCUGAAGAAGCCCGUUUCCAAGGUGAACCUGGAGACUGGUAACUUGGAGGCUUCAAAGAUGGAGACUAAUGAACAGGCUCUGAAAAGGUUUGCGAAGCUGCUUGUGGAAGAGAGGCGCCGUCGUCACGCCAAUCAUUACCAAACUCUGUCAAAUAAAGCAUAGUAUGAAGCUAUAACUUGGAUCCCAGUGUGGGAAAUAAGGGGAAUCCCUUCUCUAUGAAUAAGAACCUCGUUGGUCUGAGAGUUUGCAGUGAUUUUCUGAAAGAACCAGUGAUCGAUCUUACUCUUAUAUUAUCAAGGGACAUGCGAUUGCUUUUUCCCUGA
This is a messenger RNA of Eucalyptus grandis, 1540 nucleotides long. RefSeq names its product patatin-like protein 2. Bases 165 to 1379 code for a protein of 404 amino acids. The transcript is spliced from 7 exons. NCBI's taxonomy places the organism in Eukaryota, Viridiplantae, Streptophyta, Magnoliopsida, Myrtales, Myrtaceae. Gene Ontology annotation, biological process: lipid metabolic process. The record is from RefSeq and is a predicted model, not a curated record. Gene Ontology annotation, molecular function: glycerophospholipase activity; monoacylglycerol lipase activity.